This is a messenger RNA of Rotaria socialis, 1911 nucleotides long. NCBI's taxonomy places the organism in Eukaryota, Metazoa, Rotifera, Eurotatoria, Philodinida, Philodinidae. The record is from the annotation of a GenBank genome assembly.
AUGGACGAUAUCAACGUUCCUUUCGUCGAAGUACACUACGUUUCUAUUCAAAAGUUAGGAGAUAUUCCAGUAAUUAAAGGUGAUUUUCAUUCACUUCCAAAUACGGUACAAAAAUGGAUUGCCCAAAUGGUACAAUUGUGUACACCACGAGGUGUAUAUAUUUGUGAUGGAUCUGAAGAAGAAGCUGAUAUGGUAACACAUAAACUUCUCGAACGUGGUACACUAACAAAGUUAGAGAAAUAUGAAAAUAAUUAUAUUUGUUGGACUGAUCCUCGAGAUGUUGCUCGUGUUGAAUCAAAAACAUUUAUUGUUACUGAUGAGAAAUAUGCAUCUGUACCACAUUCACGUGAAGGUGCUAACUGUGUUCUUGGUAUUUGGAUGUCGCCGGCGGAAAUGAAAAAGGAACUUGACGAUCGACUUCCAGGAUGUAUGGCUGGACGCAUGCUUUACGUUAUUCCAUUUAGUAUGGGGCCGAUUGGUUCACCAUUAAGUAAAAUUGGUGUACAAGUAACCGAUUCGAAUUAUGUUUUACUUUCAAUGCGAAUUAUGACUCGCGUUUCAUCGGAAAUCUGGUCUCAUCUUAAACAUGAUGAAGAAUUUGUGAAAUGUCUUCAUUCCAUGGGUUGUCCUCGUCCACAUGCGCAAAAAGUUGUUAACAAUUGGCCAUGCAAUCCAGAAAAAACGCUUAUCGUUCAUUUUCCCGAUAUUCGUAAAGUAAUUAGUUAUGGUUCUGGUUACGGUGGCAAUAGUUUACUUGGUAAAAAAUGUUUUGCUUUACGUAUUGCUGGCCGCAUCGCAUACGAUGAAGGAUGGUUUGCUGAACAUAUGUUAAUUAUGUCAAUAACAAAUCCAAAGGGCGAAGAAAAAUUUGUUGCUGCUUCGUUUCCAUCAGCAUGUGGUAAAACAAAUUUAGCUAUGUUAAUGCCCACCAUGCCUGGUUAUACCAUUAAAUGUGUUGGUGAUGAUAUUGCAUGGAUGAGAUUCGAUAAAGAAACUGGUGAAUUACGUGCUAUCAAUCCAGAAGCUGGAUUUUUUGGUGUUGCACCUGGUACAAACAUGAAAACAAAUCCUAAUGCCAUGUUAACUUGUAUGAAAAAUUCUAUAUUUACAAAUGUCGGUGAAACUGCUGAUGGCGGAUUCUUCUGGGAAGGUCUUGAAGAUGAAACACCCGCUGGCACAGAAAUUUUAUCGUGGACAGGUGAACGAUAUAAAUUAGGUGAAGAUAAAACAAAAAAAUCAAGUCAUCCAAAUGCACGAUUCUGUUGUCCAGCUCGACAAUGUCCAAUUAUUCAUAGUAAAUGGGAAGAUCCAGCUGGCGUGCCUAUUUCAGCUAUUAUAUUUGGUGGACGAAGACCUGAAGGUGUUCCAUUGGUUAUUGAAGCAUUCGAUUGGAAACACGGUGUUUUUCUUGCUUCACAACUUAAAUCUGAAACAACAGCUGCUGCUGAACAUACAGGCAAACAAGUUAUGCACGAUCCAUUUGCUAUGCGACCAUUCGUUGGUUAUAACUUCGGGCGUUAUAUUCAACAUUGGCUUGAUUUCGAAAAGGAUCCAAAGAAUAAAUUACCUAAAAUCUUUCAUGUCAACUGGUUUCGUUUGGAUGAAAAUAAGAAAUUUCUUUGGCCUGGAUUUGGUGAUAACAUCCGUGUACUUGAUUGGAUUAUUCGAAGAACUAACGGUGAAGAUAUUGCUGAUGUUUCGCCAGUUGGUUUAUUACCAAAGAAAGGUUCAAUUAAUCUCGAUGGUCUUUCGGUUGAUUGGGAUAAAUUACUUAGUAUACCAAAAGAUUAUUGGUUAAGCGAUAUUGAAGAAACAUACAAAUGGCUCGAUGACCAAAUGGGCGAUGAUUUACCACAGGAAAUUCGUGCACAAAUUGAAAAACAAAAACAACGUUUGGCCGAAACAAAAUAA